UCCAGACAGCACGUACAUCUGGCAAUAGUACGAGUUUUCUCAAAUGACGGGUAAUGCCGGAAAUUGCCGAGUAACUCCGACAAGCUUCUUGUGAGGAGAAUCUUUUUCUCUCGCGAUCGACUUGUGUAUUUUCCCCACGGAACAGUUAGUUAUUCCGGGACGGAUCUGAAACCACUGUAUGCCUCGAUAAAUGAAUUCUCGGGAAUAUUUAUUGUAUCUACGAUCAUCAUACUGAAUUGGUAUAAUGAUCUGACAACUUGUUAGUUUGUAAGUCGGAUUUUUUCAAGCUAACUGGAUUAGUUAUGGACUUAAUUACAGGCUUAAGUGGCCCUGUACCUUGACAGUUCCUGCGGAGCUGGUGUGGAAUGGAACACCACAAACAAGCGGUCUCAAGCCUGAACAAGAGCAACCAUGCCGUACCGCAUAUUAAAAUCUCUGGAGCCAAAACUGAUCCGAAAUCCAGGAAAAUCAGCGGCGCUGACAAACCAGUCGUUCCAAAUAAGACAGUUAAAGAUUCACUGGUCGUUAGUUAUCCUGUCCGUGAAAGAAGCCGGGAUAAAGGUUUGAAAAAGCCGCCGCAGGCAGUGGAUAUUAAAAAUGAAAACAGUCAAAGGAACGAUGCACUUCAGACAAAACCAGAAACAAAGCCUAAAAUUAGUAACACUAAUGGAACAAGUGCGAUGGUUGGUGAUAAACAAGAGAUCAAUCAAAAGGCUGGAAAAUAUCCGAUGCGUCGGGCUGCGUCAGUUGACAUCGGAGGACUGGGAAGGAAAAAGAAAAGCAAGAAGAAAAAGAUUAAGGUAGAUCAGGCGUCGUUGCUUGCUCAGCACGCAGCGUCAAAAGAAACCCUUCCACAAGGCCAUCCCCAACGUAGCGGAAGUCUGGGGACAAGGCCAAACUCGCUCAAUCUCAAAAACACAACAUCCGUUCCAAUUCCAUCCGACAAUGCAGUAUUUCCUACCCCUGUACCCGUCAAGCGACAUUCCAUUUCAGCAGUUUCCUACAAGGAACGAAAAUCUAGCGUCACCGCAAAUUCCAUUUCCCCGGAAGUAUCGCCAAACGAUACAUCAGCCAUCCUGCCACCGAAACCCAAGCAGAAGCAGCCGAAAUGGCGGAAGGCUGACAGCGAUACGGUGGAGUUUUCAGACCCUGAGGACGGCUGGUAUAGCACGUUCCCUACAGGUGAAGGUUACCGGAAACAUGGUCUUAAGUACACGUUUCCUAGCGCUCCUUACAUUAAACUACAAUCGCCUGUGAUACGAAAACGUUGGUUCAGAUACCUCAUUUUCUUGUUAUAUGCAAUCAUGGUCUUCCUGUUAUUUGUUCCUGUUACUGCUAUAAUUCUUGUAUUGUUACCAGUGUGUGCGUUUUUUAAGGCGUUCCUUGUUUGUUGUUGCACGUGUUGUAACGUGCAAAAUCAGGGAUGUUGUAUGUGCGGUCAGCGUCUCUCGGUGACGGAGCGCUUCUGGCUGCAGACUGAACAGCGCUCCCCUCAAGUGGUACAGAGCCUCGUCAUUGUGGAGUUCGGGUUAUCCGUACCCCAGAUAGUCAACCUAGUCAACAACCGCCUUGUGUUAGCUAAGGGCGAGGACGGAAGCCGACUGUACCCGCGAUUUUCCCAAAGAAUCGCGCAGACUUGCUCAGACCUAAUUUGGCAAGAGGACCGCAGUUUUUUCAUCCAUAACCACGUAUCAGCUAUGCCACGGGGGAUCGAAUCUCUGGAGGACCUUCAGGACUACAUAUCGGACCUGGCGUCUCGUCCGUUUGUGUUUGAUCGUCCAUUGUGGGAAGUCCAGGUGCUCACAGACUUCGGGGACCUACGUGACACGGUCAUCCUCUUCCGUAUGCACCCAUGCUUGGAGGACGGCGUGUCCAUGGUGAAGAUUCUCUACAAGUCGAUAGCGGAUGUGGAGCCUGUCACCACAGUUCCGCCUCUCCUCGGCAGGGUCAGCUGUAUGGAUAAUAUAAAAUCUAUAUUUGAAAGUCCUAUCAAACUCUUCAGUAAGAUACUAUUGCCAAAGCAGGAUUUUAACUUGUUACACGGUGAGCAUAUACAUCUCUCAGGUAGAAAGGUGAUCACAUGGUCAGACCCAUUUAGUUUGUCUUCCGCAAUUAAAAUCAAACAAGUGUCGCGCAGCACGUUAAACGAAGUGUUCAUGUCCGUGGCAGCUGGCAGUAUUAGAAAUUACUUAAUAUUGAAUGAUAUCCAUCAUCCGUACGACAUUCAAACAAGCAUUCCAGUGUAUUACGGUACUAAUAAACACGACUCUGGCGUCGGAAACGAUGUUCUGUUCUUGAAGGUGCGUCUGCCCACAAACACAGAAGGGGCCGUGCCUCGUUUAUGGCAGAUGAAGGCGGAAAUGGACCAAGUUCGUGGCUCAUCUAUGUUUGCUAUCACUCGACGGAUAUUUAAAUUAUCUUACCACUUACUAUCAGAAUCAUUGUGGAAUAAAUUAUGGAUUUACAUUCUACGAAAGUGUUCGUGUAUAGUGUCAUCCUUACCCGGACCGGAAGUAUCUCUGCGCAUGUCAUCUAAACAGAUCAAGACCAUAUUUUAUUGGUUCCCUCCAGUGGAGCACGUGGCGCUCGCUAUCUCGUUCUUCACGUAUGGAGACCGGAUACAGAUGGCGGUGUCCGCGGACCGCGCCGUCCUCCCCAACCCAGAGCUCAUCGCUAAGGACUUCGUCUACCAGAUGCAGACUUUGUACGAACAGCUGGGCCACAGGCGGAUCCCCGGGGACCAACCAACCAACCGGAAGUCAGAUCUCACUCUGCUCAAUACCGAGAUCCGACCCGAGGAGACCGCCUCUCAAUUGCAGAAGAAGAUGUCGCUCAUCCACCAGGAGAUCCAGAACGUGCGGCACAAGAUGGAUGCCCGGAAAUACGAGACAUCGGACGAUGACCGCCGCCUCAUGACACGCAUCGAGACACUCAAGGAGCAGUUCCGGGAGUUGCUGGUCGAGAUGCGGAAACGUAAGGCAGCUGAGAGCGAGCUGGCCAUCACCUUCUCCGAGGAGGACAGUACGGAGGAUGAUGAUGACUACGAGAUUCCCCGGCGUCCCUUUCGGCGGCGGGCGAUGUCCGUGUCCUCCCGCCUAUCCACUUCAUCCGUGUCGUCCACCGUCCGUCCGCUCCCAGCCCCGACACCCCUCAUCACGCCGGACUACAGCCCCGACUCACCUCUCAUGUUAGACAAACAGGUGCCUUACACAAGCUACCCGAAUGAGCGGAAGUUCCAUACGAUCCCUUAUUUGAGCCGGCGGCCAUCUGGAAAUGGGCGUCAUAACAUUGAAAAUAUAGAGAUUCUAGAAUACCAGUACUCCCCGUCCAUGGAGCGUCGGCACAAACCCCCCGCCUGAACACGUGUGGUUGUCGUUACUCUCAACGAAGCGGCAAUAUAAGCUUCCAUUCUGCUGUGGGAACAAGAACUCUCUCCACGUCGAGUCAAUAUCAGCCAUCCUGUAAGAGAGGUUAGGGUACAAUUACUCUCUCCACGGGACGCCGACAAAACCACCCGCAUUAACAGUUGUGGGAACAAAAAGUCUCUCCACAGGACGGUGAAAUGAUUCCGCCGCCUUAACAGUUUUGGAUCUAUAUCUACGGAGAGCCAUUAUAAGCAAACUGUCUGAACAGAUAUGGGGACAAUAAUUAACUAUCCACGAAGAGCCCAUAUUUCACCCUAAUGCACAGCCGUUUAAACCAAUACUCUCUACACGGAGCGCCGAUAUAAAUUCAUUCUCCUGAACAUCUGUGAAAACAACGACACUCUCCCAGAAAUGCCGAUAUAAGUCAACCCCUCUCUGAACAGCUGUAGAAACGACAACUUUCUCGAUAGUAUUAGCCACAAGCAUCAACAACUGCAAUAAUGAAAACUCUCUCCUCGGAGUUCCGAUAAAACAUUCUGCUGAACGGCUGUGCGAACCCUAACACUCUCCACGGAGAGCCGAUACAAACCACCCGCCUGAUCAGCUGUGUUUUCCAUUACUCUAUCUACGGAGGGCAAAUAUCAGCCAACCGCCGGAACAAAUUUGGAAACUGCGAACCAAAACUCCCCUCACGAAGCUGGAAUAUAAGACGCACUGCUAACUAGCUAUGGGAACCAAAACUCUCUGAAAGGAGAGCCAAUAUAUGCCAAACACCUGAACAGGUUAGAUGACCAUGACUAAGCCAAUCACCUGAACAGUUGAGGCUACCAUGUUGCCGAUAUAAGCCACCCGAUUGAACAGUUGUGGGAACCAUUACAAUCUCCAAGAAGUGCUGAAUAUGGAGAGUUGUAUCUAUCACUGACCCACAAUUAGCCGCCUAUCGUUGUUAGUACAAUAAAUCUCUGCAUGGAAAAGUCAUGAUGAAGCGCCCGAAUGUAAAUCAUUUUCACUCAAGUAUUGCCAUAGAUUGACGUCCACAUUGUUGGUGCUUUCUGUCCUUUGUCUGGACAAAGCUUGUAAUCAUUAUUUUAACAACGCAGUAAAAUCGCAAUUUUUCAAAUGUCUGAGUAGAAUUAUUAUAUUAUACUGCCAUACACGUACACGUGCCAUCUCAAGUUUUAUCCGAAGGGAAAUGACUUCAUGAAUAUUGAUUGACCCAUGUAGACACUUUACAUUUCAUCGCAGUAAUUAUGCUUUAAAAAAAUCUCGAAAAUAGCAACAUGGUCAGAAAUCACCAUCAGCGAUGCUUAGGCUAACAGAGAUGACUGUUAUACAAAAUGUUAUCCUUCUUUAAUAAAUUGUUGUCAAA
This is a messenger RNA of Mya arenaria, 4734 nucleotides long. RefSeq lists its product as uncharacterized. Gene Ontology annotation, biological process: triglyceride biosynthetic process. The record is from RefSeq and is a predicted model, not a curated record. Gene Ontology annotation, molecular function: diacylglycerol O-acyltransferase activity; long-chain-alcohol O-fatty-acyltransferase activity. The transcript is spliced from 6 exons. Bases 366 to 3359 code for a protein of 997 amino acids. NCBI's taxonomy places the organism in Eukaryota, Metazoa, Mollusca, Bivalvia, Myida, Myidae. Gene Ontology annotation, cellular component: plasma membrane.